ACUUUCUAAAAACAGCCCUGACACCCGCUCGAGCAGCCAGUUUGGGUGCCACACUAUACUCAGUGUGAGGAACAGCUUGAACCGGAGCAAAUACCGCGGGCCUACUUUUCAAUUUUACUCCGAAAUAAGCGGCUUGGGACGUUAUAAUGCCGAAUUAACCAUUUCUUAUUAUUCAUUUGACACUUUUAACGUCUUAACGGAGUGAGUGGGUGUGUAUCAGAAGGGAAACGUCAUGGACAAUUUGGAGAAGCAGUUGAUUUGUCCCAUCUGCCUGGAAACAUUUACCAAACCAGUGGUCAUUUUACCGUGUCAACACAACCUGUGUAGAAAGUGUGCCAAUGAUAUCUUUCAGGCCUCCAACCCAUACCUCCCAACCAGAGGGGGGUCAGUGACCUCCGGUGGCCGUUUCCGGUGCCCGUCCUGCAGGCACGAGGUGGUCCUGGACCGCCAUGGGGUCUACGGGCUCCAGAGGAACCUGCUGGUGGAGAACAUCAUCGACAUGUUCAAACAGGAGUCCACCAGCGCCAAGCCAGCGGCCCCAGAGAGGACAGAGGAGCAGGCCAUGUGCCACGAGCACAAGGAGGAGAAGAUCAACAUCUACUGUGUGACCCACAGCGUUCCCACCUGCUCCAUGUGCAAGGUGUUUGGAGCCCACCAGGACUGUGAGGUGGCGCCGCUCAAAAGCAUGUACCAGACACAGAAGACGGAGUUGACUGACGGGAUAGCGAUGAUGGUGGGGAACAACGACAGGAUCCAGGGCAUCAUCAGUCAGUUAAAGGAGACCUGCCGGACCAUAGAGGAGAAUGGCAGGAGGCAGAAGUCCCAGCUGUGUGAGAAGUUUGACCAUCUGUACGCCAUCUUGGAGGAGAGGAAGAGGGACUUAAGUUCUAAGGUGGUGGCUGAGCAGGAAGAGAAGCUCAACUACAUUCGUGGUCUAACCAAGAAGUACAAAGAGCACCUGGAGCAGAGCUGUAAGACCGUAGAGACAGGCAUACAGACCUUGGAGGAACCAGAGAUGGCUGUCUUCCUACAGACUGUAAAAGACCUCCUUAAAAGGACUGGGGAGGCGUUGAGUACCUCCCACCUGGAGAAGGUGGAGCUUGGAUAUGAGGCGAUGGAUCACUACACCGUUAACUUCUGGAGAGAGGGCAGGGCCCUGCGUAGCAUUGACUUCAUCUCAGAUGACGAAGAUGAGUAUGAGGAGGUAGAUGGGGGAAAGGCAGAGGCUGAAGUAGGAGGUGGAGCCUCAACAGCUGCCCCACUCCCAUCCCCCGCCCAUUAACUCAGCCAACCACAGAGCACAGCCAACCAUCAGCCAUGGCCCAAACAGAGAUGGAGAGGAAGUGAGACAUCAGACUCCCUCGUUUUUUUCUGGUUCAUAUAGAGUCAUUGAACUAUGCAGACCAAACCCAGCUGCUAAUGCAUUGAAGCCUAUGUGAGAGCCACCUCGUUAAUCAGACCGGAACUGAUCCUUUUUUUUCAGUGGUAAACGACCUGAGAGGGACAUCUUAAUUUAUCCACCAUCUUUGGUCCAGACUCAUAGAUACUUCCUGCAAGAGUAGGAUGAAGUUGCUCCUGGACAUUGGUCUAAUGUCAGUUUUGAGUUUUCCCUCCUCAUGGUUAAGGUUAGGAUUGGGGAAAGCUAAGCUGAUCCAUGAUCAGUGCCUAUGGACAACAUCUACCUGAAAGCACACCUGCACAGGUGAUAGAUAGAGCCUUCUGACACAAAACUCUCCUGGGACUUCCUCCCAAAGCUGUGGUUGGAUGCAGCUGGAUGUGGACAUGUUUUUUUCCCAAUAGGAGUGCAUUUCAGGAGUCAGGAAGUUCACUAUAGGAAGACUUUUUAGCCUGAUUAAAUUUGAUUUGUUAAAGAAAUAUGCUAACAAGGUAGUUUUUUUGUGGCUAAUUUUAGUUUUCCCUCAGACUGCCGUUGUAGAGUUUUGUCUAAGCAGCAGUGUUGUUUCUUUAAUGAAGUUGGCAAGAUGCCACCGUCUGAACUACAUCAUUAGAGAAUAUCAUCAGCUGAACAUCUCAAACAAGAACUUCCAGAAGAUUUUUUUGCCUUUUAUUGUUUUGUUUUUUACUGAAAAAGUAUUAAAAAAUAUAUAUAUAUAUAUUUGGUUACAUUAUGAAUUCACAUAGUAUAAUAAUAUAUACAGUACCUUCAGAAAGUAUUCACACCCCUUUACUUUUUCCACAUUUUGUUGUUACAAGGUGGGAUUCAAAUUGAUUUCAUUUUUAUCAACGAUCUACAUAAAACACUGUAAUGUCAAAGUGAAAAAUUAAAUUAGAACAUUUGGAAAAUAUUUAUGAAAAAUGUAUGAGUCAUGUUAGAAUCACCUUGGCAGCAAUUACAGCUCAGUCUUUCUGGGUAAGUCUCUAA
Messenger RNA from Oncorhynchus tshawytscha (Chinook salmon), 2383 nucleotides. Its product is annotated as tripartite motif-containing protein 55-like. The transcript has 8 exons. Bases 233 to 1282 code for a protein of 349 amino acids. Lineage: Eukaryota; Metazoa; Chordata; Actinopteri; Salmoniformes; Salmonidae. Gene Ontology annotation, molecular function: zinc ion binding. The record is from RefSeq and is a predicted model, not a curated record.